CUCCCCGCGCGCAACGCAGUCGAUCUCUUUUCCCCCCUCACGCCGCGCACAUCCAACACCAUGGCAGGCGUCGCCGAAAAGGCGAGGUUCUACCUCGAGCGGUCCGUCCCGCAACUGCGCGAAUGGGAAGACAAGGGCGUCUUCUCCAAGGACGAGAUUCGCAACAUUGUCCAGAAGCGCAACGACUACGAGCACAGGGUCCUCUCGCCCGGCAACAAGCCCGCUGAAUGGUCCUCGUACGCCAAGUGGGAGCAGUCGCUCGAGGCGCUCAAGUCGAAGCGCUGCAAGCGGCUCAAGAUCCGGCACCUCAACUCGGCGCACGCCGGGCAGGGCCGCGUCCUCGCCAUCUACGAGCGGUCGGUCAACAGACACCCCGCCAGCGGCGAGCUGUGGCGCGAGUACCUGGCCUACACGGCCGGCGUCAAGGCAACGAAGCGGUGGCGCAAGACCAUGACCAACGCCCUCCGCAUGAACCCGACCGACCCUGAGCUGUGGGUCAUGGCCGGCCGGCGCGCCGCCCGCAACGGAGACAUGGCCUCGUCGCGCGGCUUCUUCAUGCGCGGCUGCCGCUUCUGCAACAAGGAGUGCGGGUUGUGGAUGGAGUAUGCCCGGUCUGAGAUGGAGUGGCUGGCCAAGGUCGACAAGCGCAAGGCCAAGCCAGGCAAAGCCGCCAAAGAUCCGCUGCGGCCGGAUCGAACUGACGCCGAUGACGAGCUACGGAUCGAAGACAGCGACGCCGAGGACGACGACGACGAUGGCGACAACGAGCUGCCCGUGCCGUCGCGCGCCCAGGCCAAGGCCAUCAACGAGCAGGAAUCGGCGCAGCUCAGGUCGAAUCCGGCCAUGGACGGGGCGAUACCAAUCGCCAUCUUCGACAUAUCGCGGAAGCAGCCCUUCUUCAAGGCCGACGUCGCCGAGGCAUUCUAUGUCAUGCUCGGGGCCUUCCGCAGCGUCUCGGUGCAGCCCAAGGUGGCUCAGCAUGUGCUGCACGUCAUAGAAGAGCAGUUCCCCGAGGACCCCGCCACCUGCAGCUGCUACAUCAGACAGCCCAUCCUGGGUCUGAGCCCGCAUACGGCAGACUUUGCCGCGAACCUACGGACGGUGCUGGGCCGGUUGACGGAGAAGCUCGAGUCCACGACUGAUCGGGCGAGACUCGCACAAAAGACGAUUGCGUGGAUGGAUGAGUACCUGGCGCUGGACGGGCUCGACGACAGCAUACGGGCUGUGCUGAAACUUUCGAGGGAAAGGGUGGCGGGUGAUGUACUGUAGAUGCUCAGAUGAAUACUCGGGGUCUAUGCGGACCGUUGUGCCACACUGCGACUGGUAUGGCGAGAUAAACCGCGGUGCCUUUCUUAGCCGCAGCUCACUG
Molecule: messenger RNA, 1369 nt
Organism: Purpureocillium takamizusanense
Lineage: Eukaryota; Fungi; Ascomycota; Sordariomycetes; Hypocreales; Ophiocordycipitaceae
Gene: UTP6
Product: U3 snoRNP protein
Exons: 2
Coding region: 61-1269 (402 amino acids)
Biological process (GO): maturation of SSU-rRNA from tricistronic rRNA transcript (SSU-rRNA, 5.8S rRNA, LSU-rRNA)
Cellular component (GO): Pwp2p-containing subcomplex of 90S preribosome; small-subunit processome
Molecular function (GO): snoRNA binding; protein binding
Source: RefSeq, a predicted model, not a curated record